AUGGCCCAACUGCUCCGAUCAAAAGACUCAGUAGCCACUGCCGCAGCUGCCGCCCAUAAACUUAAUCCCAAGCAGGAACCCUCCUUUUCCCAUACGGCUGCUCCUCCGAUUCAUGCAAAUGCCCACCAUUUUAAUCUUCAGCAAAAACAUCUACAAAACGUUGCCCCCCUGCCCAUUACAGAAACCUCUUCGCUCGUGCUUGUGAAAUCACUCCUUACAGCUUCAUUUGGUUCUCUUGCUUUUGUUCGUGGCCUUUUUGACGAAACUAAUUUUGAUGACGAGACUCUAUUGUAUCCCAGCGAAAUAGAACAAGAAAACGAAGGCGGGGCUGCUAAAAUUAGAAAACCUUUGCGUAUCAAAAAACUCAAGCGUGGAAUCACUCCUCAAGCAGACACGCUUUUAGAUUGGAUUACCCUAGGUGUUUUUGAUUCUCUUGAAAAAAAGUAUCUACAGAAUAUCAUUUUCUCUAUUUUUGCAGACCCCGAAAAUGAAAUGGAUGCUGUCGAAGUUUACACAUUCUCUUUCACAUAUACAGAAAAUAACAAAAUUAAAAUGGAAUUUUCAACAAGCCAUGUUGACACGCCUCUUGCUACAGAAACAACAACAAAUACUCUCAGUUCUAGUUCAAUGUCUUAUGAUAACGCAAAAAAAAAUCUAUACAACUUAGUGAGAAGGUUCAUUCUGAUGGCCCAGAAACUUGGCAAACUUCCUGACUCUCGAUUUCUAUCAAUGAGACUUCUUUAUACCCCCGAAACACCUACCGAGUAUCAGCCUCCUAAGUUUAAAGAUUGCACCCAAACUCCUGAGGCUGACAUCAUUCUUAAUUCUGUUUCCUCUGAUUCCAAGAUUUAUGCUACCGGGAAAUCAGAGGUCGGCCAUUACUCAGAAGCGGAAGCUACUCCUUUGAAAAACAAACAAGUGGCAACCGCUCAGGCCCACUCACGUCUAAACUCCACUACGUCCGGAAGCCAAAUAAAAAUAAGUGAUGAUCUUCAAAUGAUGUUUCAAGAAAAGCAAGUAGAUGAGAUAACCAUGACCCAACCAUUUGAUGCAACAACGUCUGGUGUUCACAAUGAAAUCAUGGUAGACACCUCUAAUGAUCUUCAGGACAACCAGACACAACCAUUUUACCAAAUUUCUAAAGUUGAACCUGUCGUGACGACAUCUUUGUCUUCGUCCUCGCUUCCCGUUGCCGAAACUUUUAAGCAUGAGCAUAAUACCGAUGACAAUAAUGCAGAUUACUUCAACUGUGCCUGUGGACAGAAAGAAAAUACAAUUUUUGAUGGUAUUCAAUGCUCAACCUGUCAUGGAUGGACCCACAAGUUUUGUGAAGGAUACUAUAACGUAGACGAUGCUGAUCUCGAUGCUUUUGAAGACUGUCUUUUUUGUCAACUCCAAAAAAAACUUCAAAGGGGCUUGAACAAAGCAGAUCUAGAGAAGCUCCGCCAAAUUGCAAUUAUUCGCAAAGUUUUUGGAUAUAUCUUGAGUACAAACCUAGCUUCGAACAAACCUUUGCGUCUGGUGUUUGAAACACAAAUUGGUAACGUUUCAUCCUUGGUGCACGCAUCACCUCUGCUUAUAGACCUUUGCCAUGAUUUGGGGUUGGGGCUCAAGGACCUCGAGGAUGUGAUAAUUAUUUUGACCAAAGAAAAAGUCUUUUUUACACUUAAUGAGACUAGCGGAGAUCACCACGACUCGUCACAAAACGGAACAGAUUCUAGUCCUUCUUCUUCACUUUCUUUGUCUGUAAUGCGACGUCUUUCAAAAUCUUGGAAACGAUACACUGCACUUAGGUACCGUUACUUUACCCCAGGACUUGAGUUGCAACCAAUUCCAGAGAAUGUGGCACAGUUUCUUCGGGAUCGAAGAAAUACCUUAUUAUCGGAAGAAAAUGAAAACAAAGAAAAUAUUGGUGAAGAUGACACUACAAUGGUUGAUGGCCAAGUUCCUGAAUCGGUAAAAAGUAGUAAUAAGGGAAAGGAAGAUGAUGACCAAACGAAAAAUCAAACAGAACAAUCAAAGAAGCCAAAAAACAGAGCUGGAGCAAAAAUUGCUAAAAAUGAAAUCAAAAAAGCACCUUCAAAAAUUACAAAAGUGAGCAUGAAAAGAAUGAAGAAAAAAAUUGCAUCAACCGAGCACUAA
Messenger RNA from Magnusiomyces paraingens, 2142 nucleotides. RefSeq lists its product as uncharacterized. The record is from RefSeq and is a predicted model, not a curated record. Bases 1 to 2142 code for a protein of 713 amino acids. The transcript has 7 exons. Lineage: Eukaryota; Fungi; Ascomycota; Dipodascomycetes; Dipodascales; Dipodascaceae. Gene Ontology annotation, cellular component: nucleus. Gene Ontology annotation, biological process: meiotic recombination checkpoint signaling; synaptonemal complex assembly.